Phalacrocorax carbo (great cormorant) is the source of this 2653-nucleotide messenger RNA. NCBI's taxonomy places the organism in Eukaryota, Metazoa, Chordata, Aves, Suliformes, Phalacrocoracidae. The record is from RefSeq and is a predicted model, not a curated record.
CGUGUGGGACGAGGUGUGGGGACGGAGGGGACGAGGAGGGGGACUCCUGUCAUAGAAGAUGAAACCUACCGGCCCCGCCGGCGGGGCGGGGACAGCCGCCGCGGGGAGCAGGGAGGAGGCGGGCUGCUGGGCGGUGUCGCCGGAGGGGCCGCGCCCGGCCCCGGCGGCUAUAAAGAAAUGGAGACGGCGGGGCGCGGCCUGGCGGCGGUAUGACCGAGCGCUGGCGGUGCGGUUCCUGACCAGGCGGUUCAUCGGAGAGUACGCGUCCAACGCCGAAUGUAUCUACACUAAACACUUAUGCCUGGAUGGGAGACAGAUACACUUGGAAAUUUAUGACCCUUGCUCACAGCCACAGCGGGGGAAGCUCUCCCUCACAGACGAGCUCCACUGGGCUGAUGGAUUUAUCAUUGUAUAUGACAUCAGUGACAGAGCAUCAUUUGCAUUUGCAAAAGCAUUGCUGUACAGGAUCCGAGAGUCACACAUAGGAGCUUGUAAAAAAAUGGUCGAGUCGUCAGUAUUUUUGGUUGGUAAUAAACAGGAUUUAUGCCACAUGAGGGAAGUUGGCUGGGAUGAAGGACAGAAGCUGGCAAUGGAUAACAAGUGCCAGUUCUGCGAACUGUCUGCAGCAGAACAUUAUCAGGAAGUUGUGGCAAUGUUCAUGAAAGUCCUGAGAAAUAUCACCUCAAAUUUCAAAUUGAAGGAAAAGAGACGACCAAGUGGAUCAAAGUCAAUGGCCAAGUUAAUCAACAAUGUGUUUGGAAAGAGAAGGAAAUCUGUGUAAAAGAGGGUUAGUCCUGAAGUAGGAAUAAGCUGAAAUAAUGAAGCACAGGCAGCUCUUGGGAUUCAGUCAACUUCCUCCAAAGGUCAAUGUCUGGAGGAGUAAGACAGUAGAAACCAAAGGCAGGAGACAGUAUGGUCAAGUGGACAGGGUCUAGCCCUAGAAGACCUGACCUUCUAUUUCCAGUUCUACUACAGAUUUACUGUGUUAGGGCUAUGUCACUUAAACUCUAAGAUGCUCCUCUCACCCUUUAUCUCAUAAGUUCUUCAGAGGAGAGUUUUAGUCUUUAUUUAUUCAACACCAACAUGGUCUUGGAUAGAGCUUCAAGGUGCAACUGAAGUAUAAACAGUUAAUUCCAAUAAACUCAGCCAUGCUGAUCAAAUUCUGAAGUAAGAUUUCUGAGAAGUAGUUUUUAUUUGUGCAAGAACACUUGCACUGAAAAAAGCGAAAUACUGCUGCUUUAUGUGAUAAUGUAGUUGUAUUUAACUCAAGGAAGGAUGGUUCAGAUCCUCAUGUGCCUCAGGUGCCUAACACAUGCUGAAAUUCAUAUGAAUUUAAUGCUUAGGCACCAGACCUGCAAAAGGUACUUACUUGCAAAGCUGCCUUGCAGAGGCACCAGAAGUAGGGAAGCAGAUAAACAAAGCGCUAUUGUCUCCUGUUUUGGUAUCUUUUUUUUUUUAUUUUGAGUGGUGAAAGAAAGUAGAGAAGGUUGAGGAGAGUGGGAACGGAAAUGUUAGUGAAAAGUCAGUCAGUGAGCAUUGGACUCGUUUGGCAAGGUCAUUGUUUAGUGAAAUAAUUUUAUGGAUCAGGCCAGUGUGAGGUCAGCAUAACACCUUGGGCUGAUCCCUUUCACAGAGCAGUAUUUUGUGGACUGUAACAAAGUUUCCUUACCUGUAAGGUGGAUGUGCCUGUCCAGUUCUAGAUGGGAGUGGAAGCUUGAAAAGCAUAUGGACUGGUAAAGAGUACAAGUUCUUUAGGCUGUCUGCCUGGAUUUAAAGGUCAGCCUGCCCGUAAGACCUGUGCUCCUAACUUGCAUAGAGUGUUUUUCCGAAGGACCAAUGUCUUUACAACUAGUCAUCACUAUAGUAUUGAAAUGUCACUUGAGAGAGCACUAAGCAAUAUGUUAGCUACACUUUUCAAAUGUGGAUGUUAAACAUCAGAUGGGUCUAAAUACCUUGUCAACUGACAUUCAGAGCUCUUACUGUAGACUUAACUAAAUAAGGGCUUAGCCCAGCAUGUUUGGAAGUGCUGUGCCCUUACAGAAAUUCUGAAGAGGAAAAGGAGUGACCUGAAGAUGAAUUACUGCCUCCUAUGCAUUCCAGAGGACGGCUGGGAUUCAGUCUGUACGCUGCUGUGUUGAAUCCUGCCUCUGCUCUGAAAUUUUACCUGCAUGGAAACUAGUGGAUUGCUUUAUCAUUCACAGCAGAAUACUGAUUUUUCAAAUGUCCACCCCCAUAAGACAACAUUAAAAAGCUAUAUAAUCUUAACAUUACUGCUGUAAAAUAAAACUAAAGCACAUCUUAAUAAGUGUUGACCAAAGAUUGUUUCCUUUUUUUAAGUCUUUUAAGACUACAGAUAUUGGAAUAUAGUUCUCGGUGUUGACAGGCACAGUGUUGAUUUAUUUCUAUGCAGAUGCUGCUCUUCCAUAUCAGGAGUAGUGUAUAUAACUGUAUUGUCAAUAUCUAUGAGGCUGAAUUUGAAUACUACUCAUGUACACCCUACAGCUUUCCAGCACACAUGGAAUUCCAGAACUACCAAUAGACUGUUGAUCUGUCAGGUAGCUGUAUCUUGCCAGCUCUAGCAUUGCCAGAUUUGAGAACUCUUACCUGUAUUUACUGCUAUUUUAGUUAAUAAACUGGAUACAAGAUGGAUGUA